This is a messenger RNA of Adineta ricciae, 372 nucleotides long. The record is from the annotation of a GenBank genome assembly. Lineage: Eukaryota; Metazoa; Rotifera; Eurotatoria; Adinetida; Adinetidae.
AUGUCUGCAACAACCAAAAUGAAAUAUGUCGUCAACGAAGCACUUCAACGUUAUGAGUUACCCGAUGAAAAGCAUUAUAUUGUCAAAAUAAUUGCUCCUCGUGGGAAUAAUUUACAUGAGGUGGUGACACCAAAUGGAUCAACGUUUCUUGUCAGCAUGCCAACGAAAUUUCGCAACACAAUUUUCAUCAAACGAGGUGAUUAUGUUCUUGUCGAAGACAUAGAAGAAGGUGAUAAAGUUAAAGCAGAAAUCGUUCAAAUUCUUCUGAGAGAUAAUAUCAAAUAUAUUCGUUCGCAGAAUUGUUGGCCGAAAGAAUUUGAAGUUGCCCAAGAAGAUGAAGACGAAGAAGAAGAAAGAGAAGAAACUCAAUGA